Molecule: messenger RNA, 1459 nt
Organism: Nilaparvata lugens (brown planthopper)
Lineage: Eukaryota; Metazoa; Arthropoda; Insecta; Hemiptera; Delphacidae
Exons: 2
Coding region: 348-659 (103 amino acids)
Source: RefSeq, a predicted model, not a curated record
UGUUGCUAUUAUGAUGAGAAUGAUUGAAAUCUCCUGUACGGUCAUUUAACUGACUGGAUUCAGAAGUAACAGAUUGGAUACAGUGUAAAUGUUCCAUUAAUUCUUUGCAACUGGAAAUCGAACAUACUGCUAGUGUCAUGCGAACAUUGUAAGGAAGCUUUUUUGUUAAUAUAUUUGCUAAUGAUGUAUCCGCCAAAGAUUCAUCUAGUUGCGAAUUCUUGCACAUCAUCUUAGCUACAAAUUCAGUAUAUGAUUGUCUGCCUCUAUUAUCAUAUGUGCAUGAUAUAAUCUCUGAUAGUGCGUCCAUCUGCUUACGUUUACUCCAAUACUGCUGCAGGAAUUGGGAGAUGAAGUCCUCCAAGCUAUUGAUAUCUCGCAUCCGGCUCUGGAAAAACAUCAGUGGCUCGCCGAGUAAUAGACUGGACAGUUGGAAACGCCAUACUAACCAAGAGGUUGGUGGCGGCUGGUGGUUGACUGGUCACGCCGGAUGGCGACUGGUUGGCGGCACUCUCCGUUCCCUCGGCGAUGCUUGGAGCGAUCUGCGAAGACGCCGGUACCGGGUUGGACGCCCUCACUCCCUCAUCUCCCUCAGCCGGACUCUCAUCGGAAUUAAUCGCAUCGACGACGUUAUCAAUCUUCGUAGAAGACAAUUGGGCUAAGUUUUGCGGGUCGAAACUGAUGGAGCAUAUGCUGCCUCCCUCUCUCUCUCGUGGGGUCUCCGCGACGUUGUCCUGUGGUUGUUGAUUGGCCGGUGUCGUAGUUACAUAGUUUUGGGGGUGGUCGCUGAAGUAGGAGAUUUGCGAGUUAGCUGGUGACUGGUUCAUGGUGACGUUAUUAUGGAAUACUUCGAGUAAAUAGCCAAGUGUGUUGCCAAGUCUCAGGAAUAUUAAAAUGGAUUCAGUGAUAGUGCCUAUUCUGGAUAAAAUUGUGUUGUGUUAAAGUUUCAAGUGUCAUGUACAUAUAUUACAAAAAGACCUUCGAGUGCUACAGGUACGCUUAUCAGCAUAGACAGAUAUGGCUUACAAAUUACACUAAUAUAGUUCUUAAAAUUCUAAUUAGGGUCUUAUCCUCCUGAAUAACGAUAGUAUUAUAAUGCCUCAAAUAACCUAUAACCCUGGUCAGCAUACAAUGUCUAGAUUCAAAGAUCAAAAUCAAAAUUUUACUAUAGACUUUUAUGGAAAUUUCCAUCCAAUUUUCUCUAUUAUGAGAAUUAUGUUAUCAAACUCGGUGAUACAGUUUGUCUGUAUUUAUGCAGCUUGAAAAAAUUUUAAUUUGAAGAGCAACUCAAUUAUUUUAGCCAGAACUUACAAUAGAUUAUCAGAUAUAUCUUGUCGAAACAACUUCAGAUUAUUUUUCUUGCAGCUUUCAGUUUUAUCAAUAAUUUCAUUAAUCAUUGAUAGUAAGAUUGAGUAGGUAAGCUUUUCAUCAUGCUCCACUGGUUGGGUGCCAUUGGUGUGAA